GCCUUCUAGACCUUCUAGGUCUCACGGAACAGCCUCCCCAGCAUAAAAGGCGUCGCUUGAGCUAGCCUCUUUUGCAUAGGUGACCAGGAGGGACUCAACGGCCCUCGCCUGGCCUAGAGAGCUGACAAGCAUGACCGGACGGGACGGGCUUUCAGAUGGGCGCUCUAGGAGUAGAGCCCUGGCGCCAGGCUGUCCUCCCACCGGCUCUCGCCUUCGAAGCUUCGCCAUCAACGACCUGCUGGGCUUGGAAGCGGACUUGCCGACUCCGGCUGGACCCGGGUUAGGAUCCAGCUGUGAAGCUCCAGCGGAGGCUGCGGGGCCCAGGCCAGGACUCUGCGGUUCCUGCCCUGCUCGCGGGGCUCUCCCGCUGGGGCUGGGCCUCCUCUGCGGCUUCGGGGCGCAGCCCCCCUCAGCGGCCGCUGCUCGUACGCGCUGCCUGCUCCUCGCCGAUCUGAGGCUCCUGCCACCCGCAGGACCCGAGUCUGCGGUCGCCCAGAACCCCGUCCGCCCGCCGCCUGCGCCCGGCUGCCCGCAGCGCAGCGAGAGCGUCUCCACGUCGGAUGGGGACAGUCCAUCUGAAGAAAAGAGUGACUUGAAGAUGUCCCCAACCCCGGGCAAGAGGAAGAAACGGAGGCACAGGACAGUUUUCACUGCCCAUCAACUAGAAGAACUGGAGAAAGCAUUUGGUGAGGCUCACUACCCUGACGUGUAUGCCCGGGAAAUGCUGGCUGUGAAAACAGAGCUUCCUGAAGACCGAAUACAGGUCUGGUUCCAGAACCGGCGGGCCAAGUGGCGUAAGCGAGAGAAGCGCUGGGGCGGCAGCAGCGUCAUGGCUGAGUACGGACUCUACGGGGCCAUGGUGCGCCACUGCAUCCCACUGCCAGAUUCCGUGCUCAACUCCGCGGACAGCCAGCACGGCUCCUGUGCGCCCUGGCUUCUGGGAAUGCAUAAAAAGUCUACAGGGAUGAGAAAACCAGAAAGUGAAGACAAGUUAGCCGGACUCUGGGGUUUUGACCACCUCAAAGAAGGUGCUAAAAAGGAUGGACCUGAAAGGGGCCCAGACAAAACGAGCCUGAACCCUGAGGACAGCUUGGAAGAUGUGGCCAUUGACCUGUCCAGCUCUUCCAGGCAGGAGACAAAGAAAGUGCCCCCGGAAUCCAGUGAUCAGGGAUGCUCCCAUGCUCCAGGGCUUCAGGUGCCCCAGCCCCCAAAGGUGGGACCCUCAUGAGACCAACAGAUUUGCCCCUCCCCCAAAGUGGAAAUAUGCAUAUUUCUCACGAGCAAUUUUUAGGAGAUAAGACUGAUCAAGACAAACACCUUCAGUUUGAUUUUCUUCCUGAAACAUCUGGAUAAGAGGCAGUAUUACAAUAUUGAAUAUAUAAUGAUCUAGGGGAAGUUCCAUUUAAUUCUAGAAGGGAGAACAUUUGUACAAUCUUUUGAAUCACUCAGUUUGGUAUAAAAUUUUGUUUCUCCUUUGUAGAAUUUGAGUAGGGAAGAUCUGAAGUUCAAAGAUAAUUUUAGGGAUGGGGUAUGAUGUAGCCCAGUUGAUAGCACACAUGAAGGCCUUUGGUCAAUCCCCAGCACCACAUGAACAGAUGUGGUGGCACACACCUGUAAUCUCUGCACUCAGGAGGUAGAAACAAGGGAUCAGAUGUUCAAGAGCAUCCCAAUCAACCUGGGCUAUACAAGACCUUAGAGAGAGAGAGAGAGAGAGAGAGAGAGAGAGAGAGAGAGAGAGAGUAUUUCUACCUGCACCAUUUGAGAUGUGGUUCAAUCAUUAAGAGUGCUGUUCUGACCUCUUCACUCUAAGAACAUUUGGAUUUGUUUGGUUUUGUUGAGAUAGGCAGGGUCUUGCUGUGCAGCCCAGGCUAGCUUCAAUUUCAUGAUCUGCCUCAGCCUCUCCAGUGCUGGGGUUCUAGGUGUGAAUAUAAUUGUUUUACACUCCCAGGAGAAGUUUCUAAAAAGAUGAAUGAACGAAUGGAUGCUAUAUCACUUUUCCUUGAACUGGGUCUUAGACUUUCUUGUUUUCACAGUAGGCAGUAAUUUUGUGUUGAACAUCACUUGAUAGGUCUUGAAUACCUAAACAACAAAGAAAGCCAUACUCUCCUCCUCUGAAAUCACCUGGAGCCAUGUUUAGGCAAUUGUUAGAUAUCUGGAGACUGUCAGACCUGAUUUCUUGGUCCUUUUGAAUUUAUGUUUGGAAGCACUUUAGUGAUGUGGAUUCAUGAAUGUUUUCUUUCCUGUAUUUCCUUUGCUGUUUAUUUAUUAUUUAAAAAUAAACAUGUGGUAUGUCUGGCUCAA
Peromyscus leucopus (white-footed mouse) is the source of this 2301-nucleotide messenger RNA. RefSeq names its product visual system homeobox 1 (gene Vsx1). Bases 131 to 1228 code for a protein of 365 amino acids. Gene Ontology annotation, biological process: regulation of DNA-templated transcription. Gene Ontology annotation, molecular function: transcription cis-regulatory region binding; DNA-binding transcription factor activity, RNA polymerase II-specific. Gene Ontology annotation, cellular component: nucleus. The record is from RefSeq and is a predicted model, not a curated record. Lineage: Eukaryota; Metazoa; Chordata; Mammalia; Rodentia; Cricetidae. The transcript is spliced from 5 exons.